AUGAGCAGAGCAGACUUUGGUGUUUCAAGCUACUAUCAUGGAAGAAGUAUCUGCAAAAUUUACGAAAGCGGUUACCACUACUUGGCUUACGAAACACCAAUCCAGUAUGAUGUCUCAAAUUCGGAAGAGGAAGAGUAUUUUGCGAAUUUUGAUGCAGAUGAGCCCCUUGGAUCAACAAAAUCUGGCAAUGUGAGAGGAAGUUUGCCGGACGUACGGGUGGAGCCAACUGCAAGAGAUGAUUUAUCGGUCCAGCCAGAACCAUCUCAAGCACGUGUGCUUGCUCACACAAAUGGUGCUGCUGCUGGUGCUACUUUCGCAACGAAACAAGGGCCAAGAGUGACUGAAGAUAAUAGUGUGGUUGAAGAUGAAAAUAACAUGCAUGCGAGUGGUAGUGUCAGGCUUGGAAAUUCUGUAUUUCACCAAAGCGGUAAACUUCCCUCUGGAACUCACUGCAACAAAGAAGACCGAGCAGGAGAUAAGUGCUGUAGCGGAGCGCUUUUCGAGACAAUGUCAGAUGCCCUCUACGAGCUGAGUAGUUCACCUUUAUUUUCAGCUGCAAGCUCUGGAAACAUAGCAAGUCUUGUUCAAAACAGGGCUCAAAGAAGGUUCCAGCAAUCUUUUGAAGUUAUUGUUUCUACCAAUGACUUCGCAUUGGCUUCGUACGGGUUUGGGGACCAGACUUGUAAGUACCAAGAAAGGGGUUUUACGAUAGCAGCCUACUCCACCCCGAGGCAGUACAACAUCAAUGAUGUAGAGAAUGAAGAGUAUCUUGCUUCGAUUUCGGCCACCGAUGAUCUAGGCGCAACGCAGCCAUCACUCCCUGGACAACGGCCUUUUCAUACUCCUCUGAAAAUCUACUCUAGUGGCGAUCGUGAGGGAUUUCCUUAUUCCAUACAUAGUGACAUUUAUGAUGACUCCGGACCAGCCAUUCCUGUGGACUGUCCAGAAAAACUAGAAGCUUUAGAAGUAGAUAAAGCUAUCAACAGCAGUAUGGCAAAACUAAGAGAAGUAUGCUGCGAUGGAGAACUACAGUAUGAAAUCACUCGUGCUAUAGACAAAGCGAAACAAAACCAGUCAGCAGCAGGAAAAACUGUUCGAGCGAUAUCCAGAGACAUCUCUGGAAGCGUUCAAAAACGGUUUGGCACUAGCUUCGAGACCAUCGUUUCGCAUGCGGACUUCACUUGGCGUACUCACCAUUAUAGUACAAGUACUUGCAAGAUUGACAGCGGAGGUUAUCAUGCCCUCACCUACGAGUCCAGCAAAGCACCUCCGCCAGAAUUCGCACCCGCCCCACCCAUGCAGUUGGUGGAAUCAGUGGGCGGUGGUGCACAGCCUCCUUUCCUCGGAGGAGAAGUUGCAUCUCUUUCCCAAAUUUCACCUCCGGCACCGUUUGCACUUCCUUCUCCACCUGUACCUGCAGCGGCUGUCCCGGCUGCAGUGAAUGCUCCCCCUGUUUUUGCAUCUCCUGCUGUACUCCAGUAUGUGCCACCUGCAGUAUAUCCUUCUGCAGGAGGUGGUGGACAAAGUUACUGCUUUUCUACGGACACAUGGGUAACGACACCAGCUGGGAAGAAACGCAUGGAUGAUUUGAAAGUCGGUGAUUUUGUUCUGACGGCAGACCUAACUACCGCUUAUUAUGCACCUAUAUCGUUUUGGAUACACCGUGCACCAAAUGUCACGACAAAAUUCGUCACGAUAAUGACUGAUUACGGGAAAAUGCUCGCGCUAAGCGGUCGCCAUUUUAUUUUCAGAAACAAAUGUCAAGAAUUGUACAAUGAUCGCGUCAAUCUCCUCCCUUCCAAUAGCGAGGCUGUAUAUGCCGAACAGUUGAAGGUGGGCGACUGUGUGUACCUUCUCUAUAAGGAUAGCUUCCGGCUGCAAAAACUUCAGCAUAUCUCUGUAACGGAAAGACGAGGCAUCUACUCGCCUUUGACAUCAAAUGGAAGAAUAAUUGUCAAUGAUAUGUUGGCGUCAUGUUAUAGCGACGUGAAUGAAGCUACCUUACAAACUACUUACUUCUCAGUGCUCAGCGCUCUACGGAAAAGUGCCAUAGCGUCGCUUGGCAACUGGGUAGAUCAAACGGUCGAUGUUCCGUUCGGGACCGAGUUGUUGAAGGAGUUAUUACGAUUGAUUGUGCCAUUGACAUGA
This is a messenger RNA of Cylicocyclus nassatus, 2148 nucleotides long. The record is from the annotation of a GenBank genome assembly. Lineage: Eukaryota; Metazoa; Nematoda; Chromadorea; Rhabditida; Strongylidae.